AUGGCAAUUGACUCGCUUGGUUUAUUCGCAAUUCUUCUGAUUUUUUCCUCGUUUUGGAUUACGGUAUGUGGCGGAAAGAAGAAAAAGAAAGCAGGGCCAAAACCGACACAACCACCGGGGAAAUCGACGGAAACAGCAGUUCCAUUGAAUACUCCAGAGAAGACUCCAGAGAAGACUCCAGAGAAGAAGAAAGAACAGACGGAUACAUUAAAGUCUUUGGAUAAAUCGAAGAAAUCUGGAACGGAAGGAGAGAAAAAAGAAGAGAAAAAGGAAGAGAGUGAAAUGAAAAAAGAAGAAGAAAAGAAGGAAGAAGAAGAAGAGAAAAAAGAGGAAAGUGAGAUGAAAAAAGAGAGUGAAAUGACGAAAAAUAUGAGUAAAGUGGAUGAUAAGAAGGUUGAAGACAAGAAAAAAGAGGAGAAGAAGGAAGAGGAAAAAGAAGAAAAGAAAGAAGAGAAAAAACCAGAAGAGAAGAAGAUGUCGGCUGAAAAAGAGAAAGAGAAAAAGGAGGAAAAGAAGUCGCCUGAAAAGGAAAAAGAAAAGAAAGCGGAGGAGAAAAUGGAAAACGACGGUGGCAACGAGAAACCUCACGUCUCCGCCGACCCCGUGGGCCCUCUUCUCUUCAAAGCGGAUCAAUCCUCCCAAUCGAAAGUUGUAUUGAAAAACAUUCAUGACAAGAAGAUUAUGUUCAAGAUCAAGUUAUCGGAUAAUGUUUCAUUUCAAGUUAACCCAGUAUUCGGAGUGUUGGAGCCAGGGAAAACAGUUGACGUGGCAGUUACACAUCGGAAGUCAACGCCGAAAGAAGGAAAAUUGGUUAUAGUGAAUACAGUGCUAAUCGGCGACGAGAAAAAGGUGGCGGAACUUUUCAAGACAGUUACCAAACCGACUGGAGGAGCGCUAACAGUCAAAUGGAGUGCUAAAUGA
This is a messenger RNA of Caenorhabditis remanei, 921 nucleotides long. RefSeq lists its product as uncharacterized. The transcript is spliced from 4 exons. The record is from RefSeq and is a predicted model, not a curated record. Lineage: Eukaryota; Metazoa; Nematoda; Chromadorea; Rhabditida; Rhabditidae. Bases 1 to 921 code for a protein of 306 amino acids.